AUGCGCCACAUGGGUGGCCAGAUGCAGCAGAGCAAUGCGGCGGCUGCCACUGCUCUGUAUGAGAACCCGGGACCCACGGUAUCUAGUGGAGAUGCUGGGGACGCCGUGAUGGCGCGGUGGCUCCAGUCUGCAGGGUUGCAGCAUCUGGCCUCUCCAAUGGCAUCCAACACUGUUGAUCAUCGCCUACUACCUAACCUCAUGCAGAGUUAUGGAGCACAAUCUGCAGAAGAGAAACAGAGGCUUUUCAAACUAAUGAGGAAUCUCAAUAUUAGUGGGGAAUCUGGUUCCGAGCCUUACACUCCAACUGCCCAAAAUUCGGGUGCAUUUGCUGCAUCAGAUGGCAUUUAUUCACCCGAGUUUAGAGGGGAUUUUGGAGCUGGGCUUCUCGAUCUACAUUCUAUGGAUGAUACUGAGCUUUUAUCUGAUCAUGUUAUCUCAGAGCCAUUUGAGACAUCUCCUUUUAUGCCUGCUAUAUCCAAUGCAAUUGAGAGUAACUUUGACGUGAUGGUCAACAGGCUUCAGAAAGGGCAGACAGAUGCGGAUGCUCCUGUUGUAUUUCCUGCGAAUGAAAAAGAAAGUGGUACAAGGGAAAACAAUGUGGCUAAGAUUAAAGUUGUGGUGCGCAAAAGACCUCUUAAUAAAAAGGAAAUUGCCCGUAAGGAGGAUGAUAUUGUCACCGUAUGUGAUGAUUCUUCUUUGACUGUGCAUGAACCCAAGUUAAAGGUGGAUCUGACUGCCUAUGUAGAGAAACACGAGUUCUGCUUUGAUGCCGUUCUAGAUGAGAAUGUAGCAAAUGAUGAGGUAUACCGCAUUACAGUGGAGCCAAUCAUCCCUACCAUAUUUCAGCGUACAAAAGCAACAUGUUUUGCAUAUGGUCAGACAGGGAGUGGUAAGACUUACACUAUGAAGCCACUACCUCUUAGAGCUGCUGAAGACCUCGUUAGAUUGUUGCACCAGCCAGUUUAUCGUGAUCAAAGAUUCAAACUAUGGCUUAGCUUUUUUGAGAUAUAUGGUGGAAAGCUAUUUGAUCUUCUAAGUGAUAGAAAGAAACUUUGUAUGAGAGAAGAUGGGCGGCAACAAGUUUGUAUUGUUGGACUACAAGAAUUUGAAGUGUCUGACGUGCAGCUCGUGAAGGAUUAUAUUGAGAGGGGAAAUGCGUCUAGAAGUACAGGUUCCACUGGUGCUAAUGAGGAGUCAUCGAGGUCACAUGCAAUAUUGCAGCUGGUUGUGAAGAAGCACAAUGAGGUGAAAGACUCUAGGCGGAAUAAUGAUGGAAAUGAGUCCAAGGGUGGGAAGGUUGUUGGGAAGAUCUCCUUCAUUGAUCUUGCUGGUAGUGAGAGAGGUGCUGAUACAACUGAUAAUGACCGACAAACACGGAUUGAAGGAGCAGAAAUCAACAAGAGCCUUUUGGCUUUGAAGGAGUGUAUUCGUGCUCUUGACAAUGACCAGAUCCACAUUCCAUUCCGUGGGAGCAAACUCACUGAGGUGCUUCGUGACUCCUUUGUUGGCAACUCAAGGACCGUUAUGAUCUCUUGCAUUUCUCCUAACGCUGGUUCCUGUGAGCAUACCCUUAAUACGUUGAGAUAUGCGGAUAGGGUUAAAAGUCUUUCCAAAAGUGGAAACCCAAAGAAGGAUCAAGCUUGUUCAUUACCGCCUAUUAUCAAGGAAUCUUCAUUAGCACCGUCUCCAUCUGUUGGUGCUGAUACAGAGGAUGUUUAUGAGAAAGGUCAAGAGUCUAAAGCAGUGGAUACAAAUAGAAGGGAUCUAGGAAAGGAAACUUAUAAUGUUUCUACUGAUUAUGAUAAGCCACCCUCAAGCUUUUCUUCUAACAAUGCCUUUAAUGCCAUUGAGGAAAGUGGUGUGAUUUCUUCUGCUUUGGAGAAGGAGCAGUUUGAUGUGAGAAGUUCUGUGAUUUCUACUGGUCAGAAGACAUACUCGACAACCUAUUCACAUAAUUCCGCUGAUACGGAAGAAAAGGUUCAGAAAGUGUCUCCACCUCGGUGGAAAGCUUUCAGGGAUGAAAAGCUGGGAACUGGUUCUAAAAGAGAUGCUGCUAAUUCUGAUUUGCCAACGACCACAAGUUAUAAACAGCAAAUCACGAACAAUUCUAACGCAGCUAGUAUUGGCUCAUUUCCUGGUUCAAGAAGAGAUGGUGCUAGUUCUGAUUUUCAAACCACAAGUCAUAAACAGCAAAUCUCGAACAAUCCCAAUGCAGUUAGUAGUGGCUCCAAACAGUCCGAACUCGAGCCUCCUGAUGGGAGCAUAAAUGAGAUACUCGAGGAAGAAGAGGCCCUGAUUGCAGCCCAUAGAAAAGAAAUUGAAGAUACAAUGGAGAUAGUUCGUGAAGAAAUGAAACUGUUAGCGGAAGUCGAUCAACCGGGAAGCCAUAUUGACAAUUACGUGACACAAUUGAGCUUUGUGCUCUCACGCAAAGCAGCAAGUCUGGUCGGCCUUCAAGCUCGCCUAGCAAGGUUCCAGCAUCGGCUGAAAGAACAGGAAAUUUUGAGUCGAAGGAGGGUACCUCGUUAA
Messenger RNA from Fraxinus pennsylvanica, 2529 nucleotides. The record is from the annotation of a GenBank genome assembly. NCBI's taxonomy places the organism in Eukaryota, Viridiplantae, Streptophyta, Magnoliopsida, Lamiales, Oleaceae.